This is a messenger RNA of Fukomys damarensis (Damara mole-rat), 3077 nucleotides long. RefSeq names its product carbonic anhydrase 12 (gene Ca12). The record is from RefSeq and is a predicted model, not a curated record. NCBI's taxonomy places the organism in Eukaryota, Metazoa, Chordata, Mammalia, Rodentia, Bathyergidae. Gene Ontology annotation, cellular component: plasma membrane. Gene Ontology annotation, molecular function: carbonate dehydratase activity; zinc ion binding. Bases 43 to 1083 code for a protein of 346 amino acids. The transcript has 11 exons.
CCAAGUGGAGCUAUAUUGGCAUGCUAGUUCAGAAACAGACAAAUGCCACUCAGCACUGGAGCUCUUGGACAAGUAAGACAAGCCACGUGGGCAGUGAGACAGCACGGAAACAUGGAUGCCAGGGACCCCUCCCGCAGGGAUGGUCCUAAUGGGGAGAAGAGCUGGCCCAAGAAGUACCCAUCAUGUGGGGGCCAGCUGCAGUCUCCAAUAGACCUACACAGUGACAUCCUCCAGUAUGAUGCCAGCCUUGGGCCCCUGGAGUUCCAAGGUUACAAUGUGUCUCCCAGUGAACUGCUGAACCUGACCAAUAAUGGCCAUUCAGUGAGACUGUACCUGCACCCAGACAUGCACAUCCAGGGCCUCGGCUCCCACCGAUUCCGUGCCACACAACUGCACCUGCACUGGGGGGACAGUGAGGAGCCCUUUGGUUCUGAGCACACCAUCAGUGGGAAGCACUUCGCUGCUGAGCUGCACAUUGUCCAUUAUAACUUAGAGCAAUACCCCAACAUCAGUGCCGCCAGUGACCAGUCAGGAGGCAUCGCCGUCCUAGCUGUUCUCCUUGAGAGGGGCUCCUUCAAUCCAUCCUAUGACAAGAUCUUCAGUCACCUUCAACGUGUGAAGUACAAAGGUCAACAAGUGCUCAUCCCAGGCUUCAACAUCGAAGAGCUGCUUCCCCAGAAGCCCGCUGAGUACUACCGCUACAGGGGGUCCCUGACCACCCCACCUUGCAACCCCACCGUGCUCUGGACGGUUUUCCGCAACACUGUGCAAGUUUCCCAGGAGCAGCUGCUGGCUUUAGAGACAGCUCUGUACUGCACAGAUGUGGGCGACCCUUACCCCAUAGAAAUGGUCAACAACUUCCGGCGAGUUCAAAAUUUUGAUGAGAGGCUGGUGUACAUCUCCUUCCAACAAGAACUGAGUAUGGGCAUCAUCCUGUCCGUGGCCCUGGCUGGUAUUCUUGGCAUCUGCAUUGUCGUGGCAGUGUCCAUCUGGCUUUUCAGAAGGAAGAAGAGCACAAAAGGUGAAAACAAGGGAGUCAUUUAUAAACCAGCCAUCAAGAAGGAGACGGAGACUCUCCCCUGAGGUCCUGGGCAUUUCUGGACAUGCAAGGAAGCACCUUGCUAUUCACAAUGCUUCACGUGAAACUCCUCAAAAUGUUCUCUGGAGAUCAACCUGCAAAUACUCCAGACUCUUGGCCUGCUGGCCUCCCUCUCCCCUUGUGCCAUGGCCACCCACAGUGUGAUCCACGGAUGGGAGGAGCUCUUGGACCAGAAGGCAGGAACUCUGAGCUGAUUGCUCUACCUGUGUGAGAUGGCUGAGGGGUAUGGAUUCUGUGUCACAGACCGAGUCACUAAAUGUGGGCUGUCCAUGGUUAGAACACAUUUCGAACCAGGAUUUUACCCAGUAUGUUUUCAAAUAUCCUGGAAAUUCUGUUUAUUCUCCAAGCUUCCCGACCAGAAUGUACACUCUCUGUUUAGGUGUUGCUUUUGAAACAGUUUCUUUCUUCGUGGAAGGAGUUAGCUCCUUUGAGUUUACUUUUGCUCUGACAAACCCUUCAAAUCUGACCUCAAAAUGUAAGGAAAGAAUUGACACAGGAAGGAUCAGGUUGUCAGAAAGAAAAUGAAGCAAGAGAUACACCUUAUAAUAAUAUAAUGGGCCAUUUUCACAGUCCUGUCCCCUAGGGCACAGACCUGACUGGACCUUCAAGAAAGGCAAUUUCAAGUUCCAUUUCUUGGUGGAGAUGCAAAGAAAGAGACAAAAACAAAGGGUGAGAAGGGAUGCCAAGAAGGGAGAGAUCAACAAUUAGAAGACAUAUAUUGUCCAGCAGUCUCACUCUGGAGUCAGAACUGGAAUCACAAGAUGUCUAUUAGGCCACAACAUGAAAAGCACUGAACAUAAAGCCCAACCAACCAGCCUGUCCACAGCUGUGUUUCAUAUUCUAAGGAUUUUACAAUUAACUAGGCUAUUCCUUCAAAAAUGAACUGAGGGCUGGGAAUUUACCUCAGUGAUUCCGCCACAUGCCUCACAAGUGCAAAUACCUAAAUUCAAUCCCAGGUAACAACAACAACAAAAAAAAAAUUGGUUUCUCCCUUCUAGAGUAGACCUCAGCUGUGAUGGUCCAAUCUGCUUUUCUUUUUUAUCUUGUUUUAUUUCAUUUUUAAAUUAGUACAUGUUUGUAAUAGACCUUCUUUUGAAACUACAAGAAAUUGGCAGGAACAAAAUGAUUGCGCAAAAGACUUUGUCUCUUUUGUCCAAAGGUCAUUUCUGUCACUGCUGUGGUAUUCCUACCGCCAGCCUGAAAUCAAGACUUAUUUGUCUAAUCCUCUGACUUUAAGGAGGUCUAAUAAUGGCUUAGCUAAAACACAUUUUUAUAUUAUUAAGAGCAGGAAGCUAUCUUCCAGCAUGGUUACAGUAUUUAAGGACCAAUAAUUAUGGAAUGUUAACUAAGAGUCUCCAAAACCUCAUCCACAAGUUGCAAAAAGAGUUUCUGAGAAGACUUAGUUUUGUUUAUUUUCCUCUAAUAGAGGUGAGAACCCUGAGAUUAGUCAGUUCCAUGACUGAGAAGGAGCUUCAACCGGCAGCUCCAAGUCACUGAUUAUUUGGAGUUUACAGGGAACUCUGGUUCAAUCUCAUUUUGACAGCACGGAAUGUCCUCUUGAACCAUAGAUUUCUUUAUAGUAUCUGUUUUCUUCUACUCUGUCCAACUUGAAAAAUUCUCUUGUCUACUGCCACAUUUUGGAUGAUGGCAAGUCCAAUGUCUUUGUAGCCUGUUUCAUCAGGGAAGGUUAUAGGCAGCUUGACAGGGGUGCAGAUGUAUUGUGUGAGCCUGGGUGGCAUCUCCCAAGGACAACCAUCAUCAUGGCUGGCCAGCAACAUGAACUAGGUGGUCCCACGGCUUUGGCCCAACACUGCCAAUCAGAAACUAGUGCAAACCUCUCCAGAGCAGUGAGACUGUCUUUCAAAAAGCUGUGUACACGGAUGAGAGAACAGAAAGAUCACUUCACUGGCCUAAGGGCUGGUCGCAAAAAACAAGACACACAGGGAGAAGAAAAGUGGCAUUUCUCCCUCCCUCUCCU